CCCAUCAAAUAGAUCUCAUCAAAAGAUGCUUCCACCUAAUUUAUCCCUUCCUUUAAUCACCUUCAUAUUCUGGUCAUGCUGGAUGCUUAACGGCGUCGUUUCGGACCCCCAGAUCAAUCUUCUAAGCCAAGGGUGCACCCCUUCGAACGCCUUUUUCGUCCUGUCCAACUUCUCCAUCUUCAGCGACAACGUCAACAAAACGUUUGGCGAGAUCAGAAAGAAGCUCGUCAAUAAUCAAAAAAAGCACUUCGCGACGGCGCCGCAAGGCAACGCAGAAAACCCAGUUUUCAGUCUUUUUCAAUGCAGAAUUACCUCUCCAUUCAUGACUGUGUUGCCUGCUUCGACGCCGCCGCCAAACAGAUCCGGAACUGCCCUGCCGGAGCACAAGGUGGCCGUGCCGUCUACGACGGCUGCUUCCUCAGGUUCAAGCAAGAAAGUGGACAUUAUUGGUGGAGUAGUUGGAAGUGUAGCUUGUUUUUUAGUCCUCUUUGUAUUAUUUGCCUGGAGGAUUAGACGACCAAACACUCCUAAGAAAUUUUCCAGAGAAGAGAUAUAUGGAGCAAGCAAGUUAGGCGGCCUAGUUACUUACAGUUAUAGGGAUUUAAAGUUUGCAACCAAUAAUUUUAGUGAAAAAAAUAAACUUGGACAAGGAGGCUUUGGUGUUGUAUACAAGGGUGCUCUUAAAAAUGGGAAAGUAGUUGCAAUCAACAAAUUAACUUUUCAACAAUUCACAAAGAUGGAGGAAGAUUUUGAAAGUGAAGUGAAGCUGAUAAGUAAUGUUCAUCAUCUAAAUCUUGUUCGACUUUUAGGAUGUUGCAAUGAAGGGCAGAACAAACUACUUGUUUAUGAAUACAUGAAAAACAACAGUCUUGACAAAUUCUUAUUUGAAAUCAUCAGUGGUCAACAAAGCAAAGAAUUAACCGUCAAUGAUGCUAAGGGUGAAUUUCUCCUCCAAAAAGCUUGGAAAUUAUACGAGAGAGGCAUGCACCUAGAGUUGGUGGAUAAUACCUUGGACCCUAAUGAGUAUGACACAGAAGAAGUGAUGAAAAUCAUAGAGAUUGGUUUGCUUUGCACUCAAGCAUCUACUGAAGGAAGACUAAUGAUGUCUGAAGUAGUUACUUUGCUCCAAUAUGAGGACUUUUUAGAGAAUAUGAAGCCCACUAUGCCUAUCUUGAUUGAAACUAAUUAAAGGUAUUGGGGAAUAUAAUACACUUCUACUUAUAAUGCUUCUACGUCCAAUGCUACUGCCUAGAUUGUUCAAUGGUGUCACCAACAAAGGGUCGAUUCAGAUAAGGAAGAAGGAACUGGACAACGGGAAGCAUGAGGAUUUUUUUAAGGAUAAAACGGGUGGUAUUGCAUGGUAACAACUAUUCAUAGCCCUGCACCUGUGAAUCCUUGUUACCAUUAUUUGAUAAUCAUCAUUAUCAUUCCCGGUGUCGAAUAUCAACCAAACACAUGCUUUUAUAGUUAUGAGAUAUAGAUUAUCAUUAAUUAUGCUAGUAGAGCUGCAAUGGGAUAUUGAAUCAAACGAGUCAUAAAAUGAAGAGAGUGAUGAGUGCAUAAUUGUGAAUUAUUCGUGUUGAUGAAUAGUUACUUCUUCACCAUAAAUUAUAAAAGUAUGUGUUUGUUAACCCCUAGGAUUUCAUAUCAUUUGAGCACAUUUUCCUUAGAUUUUGAUAUAUUUUGGCUCUAUUUAUAUAUUUUGCUUGUCUAAAUUAGGAAAAUGGGCAUCUUAUAUAGAGUUUGUACAUUUAGCUUUACUUUGUCACCUUUGAGCUAAAGUAGUGUUAUUUUGGUGUAAAGUUAGAAUGGAAGCAAUUUUGGACCUUCAAUGAUACUUUUGAGAGGCUUUUAAGUGAAGAAAUCAAGUGCAAAGAUGAUAAAUUUCAUUAAUUGGAAGAAGUGUGAAAAACUAGCUUAAGUCGUAACCAAAGUCUCGACUUUAUUUGUGACUUUCACCUCUGUCAGCAAAACAUACCAUUUUAUUUAUCUAAAAUAUUUGGGUAGGAUACAUAUAUG
Molecule: messenger RNA, 2019 nt
Organism: Prosopis cineraria
Lineage: Eukaryota; Viridiplantae; Streptophyta; Magnoliopsida; Fabales; Fabaceae
Product: cysteine-rich receptor-like protein kinase 5
Exons: 6
Coding region: 26-1189 (387 amino acids)
Biological process (GO): protein phosphorylation
Molecular function (GO): ATP binding; protein kinase activity
Source: RefSeq, a predicted model, not a curated record